Molecule: messenger RNA, 793 nt
Organism: Durusdinium trenchii
Lineage: Eukaryota; Dinophyceae; Suessiales; Symbiodiniaceae
Source: the annotation of a GenBank genome assembly
AAAAGAAUUCAGUCCGAAUCUGAUUCGUCAUGUCUCAAGUCAAGUGUAACUGAUGCAGCCGAAUAUUUGUUUGUUUGUUUGUUUGUUGCUUGUUGCUAUUUAAUUGGUUAGUCCUCCAUUUGCUAUCGAUGUUUAUCUAUCGGCCAAGGUCCAUGUAGUCUUCGUUUCCAGGCUUAGUUGGUGAUGGCAAUGUGAAACCACAAAACAAUCCCAGAUUGACCAUCUUCAUCAAUGGCAUGAACCAUUCCAGGGAGUCAUUCGCCAGCCGAGAUGGUACGUGCUUGGAGGGCCCAGUAACGCCAUCACUCCAAUAACCCAUUGGAGGUGGGUCAUGGACGCGUUUUUUCCUCUGUGAAUGAAUUGGACAGGUUUCUCAUGGUCUCUCCGAUCUGCUUCUCGACGGCUCGUCACCGUUUGAAGAAGACAUUUGCAAAAGGCAGCCCCAAAUUAAUCUGCAUUUGUUUUUCCAUGUAAGGAUGAUCCUCCCUUAUAUCCAGCAGCGUGUGGACGAGAGUGAGUUUCACGGUGCGCGUGAACUGCUGGCAUUGCUGAAGCGUGAGCUUGCCAUCCGCUCUUCGCUCAAGGAUGGCGAGGGGCAUCCGGAUGUACAGCGAACCCCAAGGACCAUUGCUCACGUCUUGCAACGCAUGAGCUUGGGAAACCUUAUUGCCUUGGUUUGUGGGAAGGAGGUGAGGGGCCAUCUGGUCAUCGAGGCAGCAGAGGCCUAUCAGAUCUUGCGUGCGGAGGUGAAGUAUUUAGUGAGAGCAGCCGUGUGUAAGAUCUAGGAUUGACC